AUGGGGAGAUCCAACAAGGGGGGUUGGGCGAAGCAACUGGAUGAGUCUGUUAGAAUAGAGCAGCUAGAUAAUGAUGGCUACGAUGAUGACGAUGACGAUCAUGGCGCACGACCUGUUGGUUUACCUUUCGAUCCAAACCGGUCGGGUAACAGGGAGAUGAGGAUGCUGGGCCCUCUUGAUUAUGAGUCCCGCGCAUGCAGGAAAGGAACCUAUGAUUUUUAUGAUGAAGAGGAGGAGGAAUUCUCGAGUGAUGAUGACCAGGACGAAUAUGGCCUCGUUGAUAGGGAUCCGAAUAGCACGAUGUCCUACGCCAUUCAGCUGGCAAGGCGAGACAAACAAUUACAACUUGUUGACCGGGCUCUAGGGAAAAUACGUCGAGCUCAAAUGCAAGGGCAAAUUAAAGUCAAGCUCUCGCAGCGGGAACUUGAUGCAUUGGAGGAAAAAAGAAAACUUGAUGGCAACCUCAAUGGUUCUCAACGCACGGUGGUUAAGGACCAUCCAACAAACGAGGUCAAGCCAAAGAUCGCGGGCAAACAACCUCCGAAUGUGUCGCCCCCGAAAGCAUAUCCUGAACUGAGGCGGACCAUGCCGGGUGCAUAUAGUUCUGCCACAGAGUCUCCUGGGCAUUUCUCACCAACCCCAGGCCGACCAUCGAGCUCGUCGUCGCAGAAACCUCGUUCGCGAGCUCCUUCGACACCCUCAUCCAUGAUGCAACAGCAUCCAGGCACACCACCUCGCAGUCACCAACAACAGCAAAUGUACCAACGGUCUCUGCCAUUUACCGUCCCAAAAGAUCAAACAGUUCGACCCGGUUCUUCCUAUCAACCAGCUCCACCGCAACUAUCGAGUGGCCCGCACCGGUCGCCACGCUCUCGAUCGGUCUCGACUACCUUCUCCUACCCAAUGCACCACCACUCUCCCUACCAAACAUAUCCCCCAGCUUCCAUUGACCCGCGCUACAGCUACUCGACCCAUCCACAUCGAGAUAUGACGCCGCCACCAAUAGGCCCGUAUCAACCUGUCUAUCGCUCCGUAUCCGGCGACUCUUACAUGCUGGACCACUUACCAUACUCACCAUCUGAUCCCUUCGUUGUCCAGCAUGCUUCUCAUCAAUGUGAGUCACCACGGUCUAUGCAAAGGAGUAGCGAGAGUAGCAGCAGCGACAAUGGCGUGCAGGUCGAUAUGAUUGAGAGCCCCAUGGCGCCAAGUGGAUAUGAAUUGCGAAAAUCAAGUGGUGGGUAUGGCCUUUGUCGUACGCUCCUGCGAAAGCGUCGUGCUCGCUAG
Messenger RNA from Paracoccidioides brasiliensis Pb18, 1284 nucleotides. RefSeq lists its product as uncharacterized. The record is from RefSeq and is a predicted model, not a curated record. Bases 1 to 1284 code for a protein of 427 amino acids. The transcript has a single exon.